GUAGGUAAGCCGUACAAGUUACUUCUUAGGCAGCUGAGGCAGAUAUCUUUACCUACUAAUAGAUCCACUUCUAUAUCCAAGCAGUCUGUGUUGUGCCACAUCAACUUAGGUAAAUUAGGCUAAAUCGAUACACGGCCAACUCUACGCAAGUCUUAAGCUCUUCUAAGGGAGAGGAAAGGAGAGUUACUUAACGAAAGUAGAGGGAAGUAAGGAGAGGGGUACACCUUUUCUGGACGAUUUGCAAGGGCAAUGGAAGGAAAUGGUGUGAGAAAAAGUAAGCUUGCCUGGAGUCAAAGAAAAAGAGGGAAGAUUAGUCAGAACUCGGGGUUGAUAGUCUUCCCCGAUUCCAUUUCCCUCCAAAACCUUCCAUUGGAGGGAUUAUAAUUUCUUCGUUUGAAAAGCUGAUUUCUUUGUCCGGGAAAAGAUGGUAGCAAAAAUAUCAACGCACAAUUUGGGCAAAUAUCAGUUCUGCAUUAGUCAAGGAGUGCGCUGCCUGUCCAUGAAACAUUCUCUCCUAAAAAGAUAUUUAAGGGGCCGUGGAGUUUUGCACUCAGAAGGUGUCUUUUGACAAAUUAUUACUGUCGGCAUUAUGUAGUUGUAGAACUGCGUAUGAUCAUAAGCACCAGAUGCUUUCUAUUAUAUACGGGAUUGAGGAAUAUCGACCUAUGUAAAGGAAUUAGUAUUCUAUACAUAUAUAUAUAUAUAUAUAUAUGAUGCCGAAGAGCUGCUUCGACUUGAGAUGGACUCUGUUGCCUCCAAAUGGAAUUGGGACUCCACAAUUCCAUCCCUUGACUUGGUUCAACUUUCCAUCCGGGAUCUCCGAUGCGCAUCUCGGUUGAAGGCCUCUUUUGGUGCUGGGUGUGAAUGUAAUGUAAUGGGAAGAGAUCCUUAUAAUUGGAAGUCUUGACUAUUAUACAUUGACUGAACUCCAUUUUGUUUUCAUUUUCGAGUUCAUAUUGGCCCUUAAUGUCCCAAUCCGGGCCGACAACUCCAUGCCCUGGCAGAGAACGGUCGAGCAGAUGCGUUCUUACACGAGAAUAUCAGAAUAUAGUAAUAUAGCAAUCCAAGGAGUCUCCUAAUAAAAAGCCCCUUUGGUCAUGUUUUAAUUUGAGGUGUGAACUCUCUCUGUCUCUCUCAUUCCUUGGGAGCAUCGUUUAAGAUUAUGUAUGUGGCGAUUAAAACUAUGGCCCUAUCCCCCUAAUACAACUCACUCAAUGUCCAUGUUCAUUGAGCUUAAUGGCAGAAAUGUGGCAUUUCCUUUUUCGGGUUCCAUAUCUUACUUCGACGUUUUAAUCAGAGAUGAAGAGGGUUAGAUGUCUAAGCGAGCUUGCUGAUUAAUCGGCCUGUGAUCUGUAUUUUCAUUAAUUGUGAAGACUAUAUAUGGAUGCUCCGAGCCAUAGGCCGAGGGGUUUAAGAAUCCUGAAAUGGUUCUCAUGGAAGCACCGAAGAGCCGAUCACUUCCACAUCGAUGAACUUUCAGAUGAGAGUGACUGCGAAGACGAUGUAAACGAACUGUUUAUUAAUCCAGUGGAGAUUGAUCAGUCAAUUUCAGUUAAUGAGUUAAGGAUCUUCGUGGGUACAUGGAACGUAGCUGGAAGAUCUCCCGUAGGAAACUUAGUAGUGGACUUGGAAGAAUGGUUGAAUACCAACGACGCGGCCGACAUCUAUGUUCUCGGGUUUCAGGAGAUUGUACCUUUGAAGACGAGAAACGUGAUCGGGGCCGAGGACGGGACCCAAGCGAACAACUGGAAUGUCCUCAUCGGGAAAGCCUUAAACGAAAAGUCCGGUUGCCCGUGGCUCAUGCCCAUGCCAAUCUCAAGUGACAGUUUCUGCUACUCCACCACCAUCGAAUUUCCCUUGACUGAUCACCAGGGGACGAGCAUCAGCGGCCAACCUGGGAGCCCACUGAUAGACUGCCUGCAGACUUGCAACAGCCUAUCAAACCUGUCCUUGAGCGGGUACAAGUUGAUCGCAAGCAAGAAGAUGGUCGGGGUCUUCAUAAGUGUGUGGAUGAGGAAGCAUCUUCUGAGGAAGUACCAUGUCUCGAAUGUUCGGGUGUGCUCUGUGGCAUGUGGGAUAAUGGGGUAUCUGGGGAACAAAGGAUCAGUCUCCGUGAGCAUGUCAAUCGAAGGGACAAGCCUGUGCUUCAUUGCUGCACACUUGGCGUCGGGAGAGAAGAUUGGCGAUGAAGGAAGAAGGAACCGCCAAGUCUCGCAGAUCUUUCGCCGGACUUUCUUUGGUCAACCUCAUCAGUUCAUGAAAGAGGAUGGCCAUCUUCCUCUCACCAUCCUGGGACAUGAUCAGAUAUUCUGGUUCGGAGAUCUGAACUAUCGGCUGUGCUUGGAGGACAGCUUGGCGAGGCAGCUAAUUGAGAAGCAGGACUGGAGAGCCCUCCAAGAAUUCGACCAACUUAGGAGGGAGCUGCAGGAUGGAGGGAUCUUCCAAGGUUGGAAGGAAGGCGACAUCGAGUUCGCACCCACUUACAAGUAUUCCUCAUUGAACUGCAACAGAUACUCCGGUGGGUUGCCCAGAAGGUUCGGGGAGAAGCAGAGGACUCCUGCUUGGUGUGACAGGAUUCUUUGGUACGGCAAAGGAGUGAAGCAACUCUCAUACUUCCGCAGUGAGAGUAAAUUCUCCGAUCAUCGUCCCGUUUCAGCACUCUUCUCCAUUCAGAUUGAAGUCGUCAAGUCAACCACAAACCUCACGGCAAGGGUCGCUCCAUUACCAGCUGACCCCAUCGUUUUGGCAGGAACGAUGGUCCCAGGAAAAGAACAGAACAUUAAGAAAGAAGAGCCAAAACCGACUUUGCUGUCUAUGAUUGUCAAGGACAUCGAACUAGAAGCAUCCCCAACAAAUACACAGACACGAUAACAGAUUCUCAUUCACUGGCUUCUUUACUCCUUCAAAGGGAUAUUGAAAUACAUAUAGAGAUUGAUUAGAUUAAACUCCAUAGUUUACUUCCAAGAUUUCCUAGAUAUAGGUUAUAUACAUAGUCCCACCAAAAGAAAUGGUGAUAAUUCAUCUGUAAGCAUGUAUAUUACUUACUGAGUGAUAUGAUUUCGGGAUUGAAUUACCAGGAAAUUGUGACGGCUUUGUAUGUCGCAACAGAUCUGUUUAUGGAGAUAUCAACUGGAUAUACGGUAUGAUAAGAUCUUUAUGGUGUUCGUAUUUUCUGGAAAAGUUGGAAAACAAGAUGAACGAUCGCUUUGG
Molecule: messenger RNA, 3210 nt
Organism: Punica granatum (pomegranate)
Lineage: Eukaryota; Viridiplantae; Streptophyta; Magnoliopsida; Myrtales; Lythraceae
Source: RefSeq, a predicted model, not a curated record